CUUCUGCUGAUCUGCAGAUAAAUUGCUUCCUUGUUCCAUUUUAGCCCCAUUCUCUCCAGAUUCUGCGAAAACGAUCGACAUUUAAAACGAGUUCUUCCUGUUGAAUACAAUCUCUGCUGGUAUGGCGACCGAGCAAGUGAAACCCCCUACCGAGGAAGCGAAAAUCGAUCUGUUUGAAGAUGAUGAUGAGUUUGAGGAGUUUGAAAUUGACCAAGAGUGGGAGGCCAAAGAUGAAGGUAAAGAAGUAACUCAGCAAUGGGAAGAUGACUGGGAUGAUGAUGAUGUCAACGACGAUUUCUCACUGCAGCUCAGGAGGGAAUUAGAGAGCAAUACCGAGAAAAAAUGACUGUUUAAGUCUACAUGACUUGGUUACCGUUAUUAAUGUUUUGAGAUCGUAGCUUUUAUAUCAAACUUUACGGUGCUGUAUGGAACUUUUUGCUACUUAAUCGUCAGCUCUGACCAUCCAAGUAUUCCUAUUUUGCCAAGUUGAAA
Molecule: messenger RNA, 492 nt
Organism: Erythranthe guttata (spotted monkey flower)
Lineage: Eukaryota; Viridiplantae; Streptophyta; Magnoliopsida; Lamiales; Phrymaceae
Product: protein DELETION OF SUV3 SUPPRESSOR 1(I)
Biological process (GO): double-strand break repair via homologous recombination; proteasome assembly; mRNA export from nucleus
Cellular component (GO): proteasome regulatory particle, lid subcomplex; proteasome complex
Source: RefSeq, a predicted model, not a curated record